AUGGCGAUCUCAAUGGAAGGUCCACUGUCGAAGUGGACAAAUGUUGUUAAAGGAUGGCAGUACAGAUGGUUCGUUCUCGAUGAAACCGUUGGCUUGCUUUCGUAUUAUACUUCUAAAGAAAAAAUGAUGAGGGGUGCGAGAAGAGGAUGUCUAAGAUUAAAGGGAGCAUUGCUAGGGAUUGAUGAUGAAGAUGAUAGUACUUUUACAAUUAGUUGUGACCAGAAAACCUUCCACUUCCAAGCAAGAGAUGCUGAAGAACGAGAAAAGUGGAUUGGAGCUUUAGAGACAACAGUUAUGAAACAUUCUCAUUCUGGGCUACGGAGGCCAUUUGGUACGGAUUUAGGUUUGAUUACGUCGGAGGACGACUUAGACAAGAAAUUGACUGAAGCUGAAGCAUAUUUUAAAUUAUUUACAGAGCAAGUGAAGGCGUUACAUGCUCAGAUGAGCAACGAUUGUACAAACGAACAUGAUCCUCCUGAGGUAACCACCGUACUUGUCGUUUACUAUCUCCUCGCCCGUGCUGGAAUAUUACCCUGUCCUAGAGAGGGGGAAUCACCUACCCGUGAAAUGCUUGGGUACAUGACUACCUGGAACAUUAUAUGCAAUAUCAUGAAUCACUUCUCUUCAUAUAUGCGUCAAAUUAUUCGAGAGACGUCGACCAAAAUGCUUGAAAAUAUUGGGCAGUCUCUUGAGAUGAUGCAUUCUGUAAAGGAAUCUUAUGAAGGUGGUGAAUCAACGCCCGUUCUAAACGGGGAACAACCCAAUGUGGUAGUUGAAGAGAAAAGUGCUCGGGCACCUUCGUUAACUGACUCAGAGAUCGUAUCGCCCGGUAUUGGAGAUACAUUUCCUAUUCCUGUCAAGGCCUCUCCAGUUCGUAAUAGUAAAGGAAGAUCAGGAACGUCUCCAUCACAAGCUGCCCAUAGAAUGGCUGAUGCAUUUCCUACAAUAUCAUAUUCAAGUAGUGAAGAUGAAGAUCCAGAAUUCUUCGAUGCUAACGAAUACGAUAAUGAUAUUGCCAGCGCCUCUGAAUCCCAGAAAGGUGUGAAGUACCACGAAGAUGAAGAUGAUAUAUUUGGUGCAGAGAUCGAAGGGGACGAUAUUAAAAAGCAUGGCAGCAUUAUAACUCAUUUAUUAUCUCAAGUUCGUCUUGGUAUGGACCUAACGAAGGUUGUUUUGCCAACAUUUAUUUUGGAGAGAAGGUCGUUACUUGAGAUGUAUGCCGACUUUCUUGCUCACCCUGACUUGUUUGCAAGUAUUGGUGACUUUGACGAUCCUAAGGACAGAAUGAUCCAAGCUGUAAAAUGGUAUUUGUCAGCAUUCCAUGCUGGUAGAAAAAGCUCUAUCGCGAAGAAGCCGUACAACCCAAUCUUAGGAGAAUCAUUUCGCUGUCAUUACGUUCUGGAUGAAAACAACAGAAGCAAGGAAUUGACUAAAGAUGGACCCGUCGCAGGUAUCAGUAAGGACGAUGUUGGUUUUGUUGCUGAGCAACUAUCACAUCACCCACCAGUUUCAGCUUUUUAUGCCGAACAUCCUAAUAAAAAGAUUUCUUGUACUGGACAUAUUUGGACAAAAUCAAAGUUUCUUGGUCUCUCGAUUGGCGUAGAAAUGGUUGGGCAAGGGUGUAUAUCUGUCAUACCUUACGAUGAGGAAUAUAUAGCAACUUUCCCAAAUGCCUAUGGCAGGUCGAUAUUAACAGUUCCCUGGAUGGAAAUGGGUGGACAAACUGCAAUAACAUGCGCAAAAAGCGGCUAUAAUGCUAAUAUUCAUUUUCAUUGUAAGCCAUUUUAUGGUGGGAAAAAACAUCGAGUCACUGCCGAAAUCACAGCGCCUGGGGAAAAGAAACCAUUCUUUACAGUAAACGGCGAAUGGAAUGGAGUCAUGUAUUAUAAGGAAGCCACGGAAGGACAAAAUAUUAGUUCAUCUGAGACACCACAAGUGUUUAUUGACACAAAGACAAUGCCUGUAUUUAAGAAACGCGUAGCUCCUUUAGACAAACAAGAAGAAUUUGAAUCUCGUAGACUUUGGAGAGAUGUAACAGAAGCUUUAAAGACAAACGAUAUAGAAAGUGCAACUGCUGGCAAACACAAGCUUGAGGAGAGACAACGCGCUGAAGCACGGGAGAGGAAAGAAAGUGGAGAAAAAUGGCAAACUAAGCUUUUUCAUGAAAAUAACGGUGUAUGGACGUACGACGCAGCUCUAACUACCCGCCUUAAAGGGCAAACAGCUGGGAAGUGAUUUUAUGUUAGUGCAGCAACAAAAUUCCCUCGCAAUAUUCCUCACUAAUAUAUAAUUUUAUUUAUGAUGUUGUAUUUGACUUUACAGUUGAUUUUGGUACAAUUGCCACUAUUUUCAACUGAAUUAGUUGCUUAUAGUGACCGUUUGAAAUUAUUACAUAUCAGUUAUUUUAUUCUAAUAUAAAUGAGGCCUAUAGUAUGAGCGAUGCCGCGUAUUUUGCUAAAAGCACAACUAUCAUAAAACAAGUGGGAAAAGCCUCCUACCUAGUGGAAAGCGUCAGGGCUCUUGCAGGAUGCGGUGUGCGUUUGAGAUUAAACAAUAUUUUGGGGCCGUAUCGUAAUCCAACAUUGCGUAGUUAUGACUUUCAUUCAGUUGCUCAUUUAUAUUUUUCACGUUUUUUAUUUUACAUUAUUAAUAACGAAAUUUGUAAAUAUGCAUUUUACAGUCAUAAUAUGCUGUAAUAUUAAUUAUGCAAUGUUUGAAUAUAUUUUUUAUGCUUGU
Dendronephthya gigantea is the source of this 2736-nucleotide messenger RNA. Its product is annotated as oxysterol-binding protein-related protein 9-like. Gene Ontology annotation, cellular component: cytosol; intracellular membrane-bounded organelle; membrane. The record is from RefSeq and is a predicted model, not a curated record. The transcript has 26 exons. Lineage: Eukaryota; Metazoa; Cnidaria; Anthozoa; Malacalcyonacea; Nephtheidae. Bases 1 to 2235 code for a protein of 744 amino acids. Gene Ontology annotation, molecular function: sterol binding.